AGUUCUAUAUUCAGUUUCUUUGCGAACGCGCGCUUAGCGCAAUUUCUUCGUAAACUUCCCGCGAUAACAAAAACAGACGAACGACAUUCGAAUUUUGAAACUAGCGCGAACGAUAAACAUUUUUUUUUCAACUCAAAACAUAAACAAUUGAUUCGAUAUUUAAAAAAGUGUUGUUUUUUUUUUUGUAAUAAAAAGAAUUUGAUUUUCGAAUUCCGUGUGAUUUCAAGUGAAGUGAUUAUACAUUUUAUCGAUUGUUGUUAAUAUCGAUGUUUUAAGUGAAAAUUGUGAUCCGAUAAUUGCAAGGUGCAAAUCGAAAAGGAAUGCGAGCGGAUUGGAGCACACGUCAUCUCGAAUCAACAGCGGCCGUCCAAAUGCCUUAAUUAUUCGAAAUUCAAAAAUGGGGAGCGGCCUAAGCAGCGCCAACAGCCGAAAGUGGUCGAAAAAGGAAGCUCCCAACCCGGAGUCUUCGAGGAUUCUCUUCCUCCUGUAUCUGAUACACAGGACCUGGAAUGUAGUCGUGGAACACAUGGACUCGAAGAGUGGAAGGUGGCGCGGCUCCCACACCGUGCCCAGCUCAGGCGAGGGUCUGCGCCACUUUGACUCCGUGAGCCUGGACUCCGGGGGCUCCUGCUACUCCGCCUGCAGCUGCAGCUACUGCCGCCUGAGGGACUGCGCCCAGGACUGCAUCAGUGAGCUGACUCUUGUAGACGGGAUGGCUAAUUGUGGGGGCUGGAGCGAAGAACCCGUAUCUAAGGAAAAGCAAAGACCACCAAUAUACAAUCCCGAGGACUACGCAACGUCGCUCAAGAAAUGGGGCAAGAAGACCGGCGCGGGCAGCCUCUACGAGCUGGACCCCGGGCAGGAUCCCAACAAAGCGCGGACCUUGCCCACUCAGGGCAGCAAAGAUUUCAGGAACCCAUGUCUGAGUCUAGGGGAGGAGAUGAGCCUACGUCAGUUCGGGUCACCCAGCGAGCUGCUGACCAAGCUCAGAGCUGACCUCAGGCUGUCCUUCCCCAGUUUCGUGCAAGAGUUUGCAUGCGAGCCGCUAGAUGGCGUGACACUUCUUCUGGAACUGCUGCGCAAUAUACAGUUGAGCCAAACAGGUGAGGCCUCACGAGGCCCGCCAGCUGUCAGACGGAGGCCUUUGCUGGAUGAGCUGGCUUGCCUGCAAUGCCUCUGGAGUUGCUGCAGCAGAUACUCGGACUGCGUGCGACGGCUGAUGGCGGGCUCCAACGGCGUGUACGCGCUCACGGUCUGCAUCAUGUCCACCGUCAACAAGAGCAGAGUGUUGGCACUGCAGCUUCUAACCAAGGCCUGCUACCCACCAGCAUCAGGCCACAGCAUGAUAUCCGAAGCAUUAUCAACACUACGCCUUCGCUUCGGUGAGCCGGUGCGCUUCAGGUUCCUGGUGGGGAUGCUACAGAGUGGGGGAGGGUCUGGGGAGCUGCAGACCGCUGGACUGGCUUUCAUCAAUGCUCUACUGUCUAGCGCGCCAAGUCCUCAACGGAAACUUUACAUACAGGCUGAAUUGGAGCAGGCUGGCUUCGAUAUCGUCACUUUAAAGAAGAUCGUAAUGAAACUGCCGAACACCAACGAACAAGUAACAAAAGAGAUAGAGAGUUACGAGAAACAGCUGAUUGAUAUCGACACCCUCAACGAGAAAGCUAUUGAGGCAGUGAAAGAGAAAGAUGAUCUUAGACACAAAUUGGAGUUACUAGAGAAAAGAGUUAAGAUAUUGCAAGAAGAAAAAGGAAUAUUGUUGUCAUUAGAGAAAUGUUUACAAGAAAAAUGUUGCGAAUUGCAAGAAGAAGUGAGCACUCUGAAGUCGGAACAUAGUAACUCAAACCGAAAGAAGACUUUUGUGAUUAAGAAAAAAAACGCCACUCACAAAAAUAGAGAUGAGUCAUCACCACCAGAAGAUGAAGGCAUAAGUUCCUCAGAGCGAUCACUUAGUCCUGAAGGCGAUCCACAAAGAGAAACCAUGGUCUAUGAAGUUUUUAAUAUAAAAAAUGAAACCUAUGACUUAAUGCGGAACAAAAGACCUUUGCACAAAAAACUAGAAAGUACUAAAAAGACUGAUUUAAAGUUAAAAUCAUCAGAUGAAGACGAUGAAACCACUAUUGACGAAGUAAUACAGGAACUAAGAAAUAUAGUAAAUCAUGCAGAAUCCGAACAAUACGUAAGAGACAAGAAUUACGAUGAGAGGUCUAGAUGUAAUGAUGAUUCUGAAAUAUCGCUGCAUGACUAUCACAAGCACAAAUCUAUAGAAAAAGAGGAUUCAGUUACAAGCACUAGGCACAGCAUUCAAAUAAAAAAUAACACAGAUAUAGACGAUGAUAAUAUUGAAGAGGAGGAAGCCGUAAUAGUUCCCAGUAAAAUAUUACCUCAUCCUCCGAGAAAAGCUAAAAGUCUGAUACAUUUAUUUGUACCGCCUGUUGAACAUGGCUUGCUAUAUAGCAAAGCGCCAGAUAUAAUUGACGACAACUUCUAUUCGAGUGAUGAAGGAUCAGACUCAUUGUUAAGCGCAUCACGUUGUCAGAAUAAAGUAACGAAAAAGAACUCUACAACAAGUUUUGAUUUCAAAGAGUGUCGCGCUAAAUUUGAUAGUGUAGAACGUAAUGAAGAUAGAGUAAAACGUUCUAGAACAAGGUCAAGAGAAGAAUGUCGUAGGACGUCAGUAAAACGCAGCGAGUCAUUUCAAAAUUCCGAAAUUGGUUCGCGUCAACGCGAGUACAUUGAUAGCAUGUUUUACGAAUCACAAAAUCAAAGUCCAAUCGAUCCAAAGAUACAAACUCCAAAAUGCAAUCGCGUUGAUGAAAUAGUCAGUCUAAUCGAAUCAAAAAAGUUGACUAAAAGCUUAGACAGAAUUGACGAAGGGCUAAAUUCUAUGGUUGACAUAGUGAUGACGAAUGAACCUAAGAAAUCAUCGUGGCACGAAAGAAUACAAAGAUCAGUAUCAAGAACUAAUAGUGAAACUGGAAACGAAUCUCCACUAGUUCCUUUCGCGCGAUCGAAUAAUCGAGUUCAUACGUACAAUUCGAAAUCGUCGACCUAUAAAAGCAAAGAUGAGAAUAAGGAACAAAAGUUAUUGCCCAUAAAACCUAGUUCAGCAUUCGAUACUUCGACUUUUAAUCAUGCUUUCAUUAUGAAACGUGGGAGUACCGCAGGGCUGUACUCUGGCACCCAUUUAAUUAGAGAUGCACCGGCAAGCAUGACUAGCUUAGUCAUGACAGGAACACACAGUUACAGCGAUUUGAAGAAAACCGUCUCAUCAAAUAGUUCUUCAAGCAACUUUGGAUUAAAUAAAGUUACGGAUAUGCCCUCAGGCCUAUACUGAAAAAUCUAUAAUUUCUGAAGAGAAAGCCAAAAAUUCAUCAACGUUUGUCGUGAAGUCAAGACCAUCAAAUAAUACACCGAUUUUAUUGUGAUUAUAUUGGAAUCGAUUAUUGCGUUUAGGGAGAUGAAUGAUGUAACUUUUUAAUUUAAUAGUUGUUUUAGUGUUACGCAUAAAACCAACGACUAAUAUUUAAGUAUUGUGUACCUAACUAUUUUCUCUAGUGCAAUAUUAUUAUGUCCCGAUUAGGUAAGGAUAGUUCAUUCAUAUCAUUUUUUAUGCCGGCCAAUCAAACAUAAUAUUAAAUACAAAUUCUUCUCUCUUCAUUAUGCUUUUAUUUCAUUUUUUAUUUAUUCAUAAUUAUAGGUAUAUGUAAAAUGAGUAAAGUAAAAAGAAUAAUGGAGUAACAUAAAAUUUUGAAACAAUAGAUACUCGUAUAUCUACCCAAUGAAACUGAUUAAUGUUUAUUUUAUCUAUAUGUACAGAAUUUGUAUUACCUAGGUACCUAUAGUUUCAUAACAGAUAUCUAAUUUAUCAUUAUAUAGCAUUUUAACACACACAAACACUUUAAUUUAGCUUUAAUAUUUUCAUUUAAAUUUAAAUGUUUCUGGGAAUCGUGUUAUUGAAAUGAUUGUAGAGAUUUCAUUUAAAAAUCAAUAUUUCUUUCUUCGCCGGCAUAAAUAAAUGUGCCUUUUGUAAAAUUAUAUAAUCUUUAUUGAUAAGUCUAUGAUCAAAUCUUGGUAAUUUUGUGUCUAAACAAAAUUCACUUUAAGAUUAUAUAAAACUUUGCUCAUUAAAACUUAUUUUACAUCGUUUUUCAUAGAAAAUGCUACGAAGCUAAGAGUUCUGUGAGAAACACUAAGUUUAGCUGUUUCGUUCGUACUUGUAGUGUUAGUUUAUUUAUGUUUAUUGUAUUUGCAUGGCACGCUAUGAUCUGUACAUAGUAUUGUAGUUUUUUGGAGAUAUUGUUCCAUAAAUUAAAACAUUUUGAAUAAUAAAAUCUGAUACCUACUUAAA
Molecule: messenger RNA, 4351 nt
Organism: Bicyclus anynana (squinting bush brown)
Lineage: Eukaryota; Metazoa; Arthropoda; Insecta; Lepidoptera; Nymphalidae
Gene: mwh
Exons: 12
Coding region: 398-3337 (979 amino acids)
Biological process (GO): cortical actin cytoskeleton organization; cell migration; regulation of cell shape
Cellular component (GO): cytosol
Molecular function (GO): actin filament binding; small GTPase binding
Source: RefSeq, a predicted model, not a curated record